GACCUGCAGUCUCCCUGUUGCCAGAAAAACAAGGGGGGAAUGAAAUUUGUUUCCUUUUCUCCUCUGUAUAAACUGGAUUGGCUUUUAAUGCAGGCGAAGCAACACAUCUUCAGGCAGCUUGAUGGACAGAAAACCCUGGUAGCCAGUCCUUUUUAAGAUGAGAGAUAAAAGACCUCCCCUUAGCUCCAUGGAGGAAGGAGGCUUCAGGGGUUCUCAGGAGCUGCCCUGAAGGUGAUCCCGGGAACAUGAUGAAAGCAGUGAAGCCUGUGAUCUGGCUCCUGGAGCUCAGUUCCUGAGGCCAGAGCAGCACCAGAGGAGGUGCUUGGACCAUAACUGCUUGCCUGCUUCUCCUCUUCAGCCAUGCAUGUGAAAUUCCCUGGAUAAAAGCCCCGGGAAGAAGAAUUGUGUGUGUAGCUUCUGGCUUGGAGCAAGGGGAGGAGGGUCACCAGCAAAUUGAAAAGAAGCACAAAGCUGCAAGAUGUCGGGCCGAAGUGGGAAGAAGAAGAUGUCCAAACUGUCCCGCUCCAGCAGGGCAGGGGUGAUCUUCCCUGUGGGGAGGAUGAUGCGCUACUUGAAGAAAGGCACGUACAAGUACCGGAUAGGAGUUGGAGCACCAGUUUACAUGGCAGCUGUCAUAGAGUACCUAGCAGCUGAAAUUCUAGAAUUAGCAGGGAAUGCAGCACGGGACAACAAGAAAGGAAGAAUUGCCCCCAGACACAUCCUCCUGGCAGUUGCAAAUGAUGAGGAACUGAAUCAGUUGCUAAAAGGUGUGACUAUUGCAAGUGGAGGUGUCCUGCCCAGAAUCCAGCCAGAGCUUCUAGCCAAGAAACGGGGUGCCAAAGGCAAAUCUGAGACCAUCCUUUCACCUGCUCCUGAGAAGAAGGGAAGGAAAUCCAUGGUGAACAAAAAGACUGGGAAGAAGGCAAAGUCUACCAAGGCCCGGACACCCAAAAAGAACAAGCAAAAGGACAGUGAAAAAGAAGGAGCUUCAAAUUCAACGUCUGAAGAUGGACCUGGGGAUGGUUUCACUAUCUUGUCCUCCAAGAGCCUUGUGCCAGGACAAAAGCUCUCUCUGACACAGAGUGACAUCAGCCAUAUUGGCUCCAUGAAAGUAGAAGGCAUUGUUCAUCCCACCACUGCUGAAAUAGACCUCAAGGAAGAAAUAGGCAAAGCAUUGGAAAAGGCUGGUGGGAAGGAAUUUUUAGAAACAGUGAAAGAGCUUCGCAAAUCUCAAGGACCUUUGGAAGUUGCUGAAGCUGCACUCACUCAGUCUAGCGGCCUAGCAGCCAAGUUUGUCAUCCACUGUCACAUCCCACAGUGGGGCUCCGAGAAGUGUGAAGAGCAGCUUGAAGAGACCAUAAAGAACUGCUUGACAGCUGCAGAAGACAAGAAGUUGAAGUCUGUGGCUUUCCCCCCGUUUCCCAGUGGCAGAAACUGCUUCCCAAAACAGACGGCAGCCCAGGUGACUCUCAGAGCUAUUUCCACCCAUUUUGAUGGCACCAGCUCUUCCUCCUUGAAGAACAUUUACUUUCUGCUCUUCGACAGUGAAAGCAUCGGCAUCUACGUGCAAGAGAUGGCGAAGCUAGACCCGAAGUAGCCACAGCAGCCAAAUGAAACUUUAUUUUUCAACAAACUUGAGUAGCAUUAAAAGCAUUAGAGGUGGGUUUUAUUUUUUCAAUGUGGUGAGGGGGGGGGAGUGGUAGUAGUGUGCUGUGUUGUGACUUGAUGAAGAGCUGUGACUAGAGAUGAGAGGGGUUUAGUCCCAUUCCUUCACGCUGUCAGCAUCCUCUAGCCAUUUAUAUCACCUUAAGCAAUUGAGUUACCAUCUCUUUUCAGGAAUUUUAGUGUCCCUUGUUACUUUAGUUUAGGAGUUUCUAAAGAGUAACCUCAUUUUAGACUUGUAGUGAUGAAUUUUUCACAUACACACACACACACACACUUCAAAGAAAGCUCUUUAAAAUGUUCCCUUUUCCCCUCCCUUGGGGGCAAGUGGUAAAUGUCUCCCUCCAGCCCACAGAGAGGGGGGAAAAGGGCUUUAGAAGUUGAUGCAUGAGGAGCUUCUGGUUUGCUUUUAACUCACAAUAAUCUCUGUAAUUACUGGGAAUAUUUCAUGGUGAUUUUGUUGGUUUUAUAAGAAAAAAAGAAAAAGA
This is a messenger RNA of Apus apus (common swift), 2150 nucleotides long. RefSeq names its product core histone macro-H2A.2. Gene Ontology annotation, biological process: nucleosome assembly. Lineage: Eukaryota; Metazoa; Chordata; Aves; Apodiformes; Apodidae. Gene Ontology annotation, molecular function: protein heterodimerization activity; DNA binding; structural constituent of chromatin. The coding region runs from base 479 to 1597 and encodes 372 amino acids. The record is from RefSeq and is a predicted model, not a curated record. The transcript is spliced from 9 exons. Gene Ontology annotation, cellular component: nucleosome.